CCCCCGGGGCCAGCCCCCCGCCCGGGAACAGGAUUUUUACUGCGUCAAGUGGAUCAGCUGGAAGGGGGAGCGCACGCCCGUGGUCACCCAGAGCGAGAACGGGCCCUGCCCGCUGCUGGCCAUCAUCAACACCCUCCUGCUGCGCUGGAAGGCAAGCUGGGGGUCCCUGGGGGUCUCUGGGGGGCUGGGGGCUCCCCCCACAUCCCCAGAGGAAGGGUGUCCCCACAGCCCUGCUCUGCCCGCAGGUGAAGCUGCCCCCGCAGAAGGAGGUGAUCACAGCCGAGGAGCUGAUGGCACAUUUGGGGAAUUGCAUCCUGGCCACCCAACCCCGGGACACCUCGGAGGGGCUGCAGCUCAACUUCCAGCAGAACAUCAGUGACACCAUGACCGUCCUGCCCAAGCUCUCCACGGGGCUGGAUGUCAACGUCAGGUUCACGGGGGUCUCAGAUUUCGAGUACACCCCCGAGUGCAUCGUCUUCGACCUGCUCAACAUCCCUCUCUACCACGGCUGGCUGGUGGACCCCCAGAACCCGGAGCAGGUGCAGGCCGUGGGCAAGCUCAGCUACAACCAGCUGGUGGAGAAGAUCAUCACCUGCAAGCAGGCCAGCGACUCCAGCCUGGUGAGCGAAGGGCUGGUGGCAGAGCAGUUCCUGGAGUCCACGGCGUCCCAGCUGACGUUCCACGGGCUGUGCGAGCUGACGGCGCGCGCCCGCGAGGGCGAGCUCGGCGUCUUCUUCCGCAACAACCACUUCAGCACCAUCAUCAAGCACCAGGGCCACCUGUACCUGCUGGUGACAGACCAGGGCUUCCUGCAGGAGGAGGGGGUGGUGUGGGAGAGCCUGCACAGCGUGGAUGGGGACAGCUGCUUCUGCGACACCGACUUCCACCUCAGCCACGCCCCGGGCAGGGAGGGGGGACCCCCGGACCCCCGGCUGCAGCAGAGACAGCUGGACCAGGAUUACAUGGUGGCCCUGUCCCUGCAGCAGGGGCACGGGCAGGACCCCCCCUCCCUGCUCAGCGACCUGGAGCUGGCGCGGCAGCUGCAGCACGAGGAGUAUCAGCAGCACCGUCCUCAUCCUCCUCCUCCUCACCUUCCUCAUCCUGCUCAGCCGCUGCCAGCACAGGCGGGUGGCCGGCCGGCCGGGGAGCGGCGGCAGCGGCAGCGGCCAGAUUUGGACUGCACCCUCCUGUAGCACCUCGUGCCGUGGGGUCCCCACACCCGCAGCCCCCCGAGUCCCCACUCUGCGUCCUCCAGGGGGAUCCUGGGGGGUCCCCGUACGCUGGAGGGGACACACGGGUGAGGGGUGACCAUCCCCAGGACCACCCCAAACUUCCCAGUGGCCUUAACACAGGGGGAGCCCCUUCUGGGGAUCCCACACCUCAGUCCUCGCUCUGAGACACGGCUGGACGUGGCUGGGGGGGACACGGGCACCCCCCUUUGCAAAAUGUGGCCUUAGCCCUUGGCAAGUAAAGGACUUGUCCCCCUGCA
Oenanthe melanoleuca is the source of this 1489-nucleotide messenger RNA. It is a transcript of the gene MINDY1, whose product is annotated as MINDY lysine 48 deubiquitinase 1. Lineage: Eukaryota; Metazoa; Chordata; Aves; Passeriformes; Muscicapidae. Bases 291 to 1193 code for a protein of 300 amino acids. The record is from RefSeq and is a predicted model, not a curated record. Gene Ontology annotation, cellular component: cytosol; cell periphery. The transcript has 8 exons. Gene Ontology annotation, molecular function: K48-linked deubiquitinase activity; cysteine-type deubiquitinase activity; cysteine-type carboxypeptidase activity. Gene Ontology annotation, biological process: protein K48-linked deubiquitination.